AUGGUAAACGCUCUAAAAAUGCGACGAGGACAAAUUAGAGCAAAUAAGCAUACGACGAUCGAAGAAGCAUGGGAAGAGUUCCAGCAGGUACAGUCGGAGAUUGGGGAUGAAGAAGAUGAAAAUGAACAUGAACAAUAUCAAGUAGACUUCGAAGAGCUAUAUUUCAAGGCAAUGGCCAAAGCGGAAGAGAGACUACAACAAACAGAAAUGAAAGAAAACUCGUCCAUCAACGCACAAGUGGAAAAAGAAAAAACAGGUGUGAGAGAGAUAAGUAAUGCUGUACCGUCAAUAAAAUUAGCUGCAUUACAAAUACCCGCGUUCUCAGGUUUAUACUCCGAAUGGACUCCGUUCUAUGAUAUAUACACCGCAUUGGUUCACGAUAACAAACACCUGACAACAAUAGAAAAAUUUAUUCAUUUACGUGCGUCGUUAUCUGGCGACGCGGCGAACUGUGUUAAGAACCUGGAGACCACAGUUAAUAAUUAUGAACACGUUUGGAACAGUUUAGUUUCAAGAUACAAUAAUAAAAAAUUAUUAGUACAAACACACGUAAAAGGUAUUUGUGAUUUACCUACAGUGAAAGCGAGUUCGUCCACGGGUUUGCGACAAUUUUCAGAUGGUUUACGUGGUCAUAUAUCGGCUUUAAGAGCAUUGGAUCAACGUCCGUCAGAGUGGGGACCAUUGUUAACACAUAUUAUAUGUACUAAAUUAGACGCAGUCACUAUAAGCGAUUGGGAAACAAAGUGCGGUAGAGACGAAAUCAAAAAAGUCGACGAAUUAAUCGAAUUUUUAGAAGCCCGUUUUCACAUAUUAGAAGCAGUUGAAUCGUCUAAAAAAAUAUGCAGUGUGUCGAAAAAUGUUAACGAAAAUAAUAGUUACACAGUUUUCAUCGAGAAUUCAUCGGAAGCAAACAGUAAAACUGAGGGAGAAGCAUCUGCGUUAAACACCGUGACCGCCCACGCAUUCGCGUUGGGCGAACAAGUAUUAUUAGCUACAGUAGUAGCCCUAGCUGUGAGUCCCUACACGAAAACGACGACAUAUCGUGCUUUAUUAGACUCGGGGUCUCAAAAGAAUUUUAUAACAGAAGAGAUGGUGCAGACACUACGUUUAAAAAGAGAUAAAAUUAAACACGUAAUUAGUGGUAUCGGAGAAAUAGUACAACAUGCAUCGUCGGCCGUAUGGUUAAAAAUAAAAUCUCGCGUAAGUGAUUACGCGGUGUUUCUACCGAUGAUAGUCGUACCAAAGAUUACGGGUCAAUUACCUCCGCAAAAUAUAAAAACAACAUGUAAUGUUCCCGAUAACAUUAAAUUGGCCGAUCCACAUUUUAACACGCCCCAAAAAAUCGACAUAUUAUUAGGCGCAACGCAUUUUUAUGAAUUUUUAUGCGACGGACAAAUACGUCCCUCGGCAACCGGGCCGUUAUUCCAAGAAACAGUAUUUGGAUGGGUAGCCGCUGGAUCAAUAUCGGAAAAUAAUUUAUCAAAAGCAUUAGCAAUAGAACGUAAAUUACAAAAAGAUAAGAAAUUAAAGGAAGAAUAUUUUUCCUUCAUGAAAGAGUAUCCCGGGUAG
Acyrthosiphon pisum (pea aphid) is the source of this 1569-nucleotide messenger RNA. RefSeq lists its product as uncharacterized. Bases 1 to 1569 code for a protein of 522 amino acids. The transcript has 3 exons. The record is from RefSeq and is a predicted model, not a curated record. NCBI's taxonomy places the organism in Eukaryota, Metazoa, Arthropoda, Insecta, Hemiptera, Aphididae.